This is a messenger RNA of Cordyceps militaris CM01, 1017 nucleotides long. RefSeq names its product ribonuclease HI large subunit. The transcript has a single exon. NCBI's taxonomy places the organism in Eukaryota, Fungi, Ascomycota, Sordariomycetes, Hypocreales, Cordycipitaceae. The record is from RefSeq and is a predicted model, not a curated record. Gene Ontology annotation, molecular function: RNA-DNA hybrid ribonuclease activity; RNA binding. Bases 1 to 1017 code for a protein of 338 amino acids. Gene Ontology annotation, cellular component: ribonuclease H2 complex. Gene Ontology annotation, biological process: DNA replication, removal of RNA primer; mismatch repair.
AUGGCCGAUUCUCAACAAGACAUCCCCAAAGAGGUUGAAACGGGCACCUCCGUCCUGCCUUCCAUCCACCGGCAGCCACUGAUCACCGGCCAGUCCUACUCGCACUUCUCCCCCGUACCGCCGUCUCUCCUCCCACAAGACCCCUCGAAUCCCGCUUCGGCUGUCCCGUGCUGCCUCGGCGUCGACGAGGCCGGGCGCGGGCCCGUCCUCGGCCCCAUGGUCUACGGCGUCUUCUACCUGCCGAUCGCGCAGUCGGACGCGCUCCUGCGCUCGGCGCACCACUUUGACGACUCCAAGGUGCUGACGGCCGGCGUGCGCGCCUCGCUCAUGGCGACGCUCUGCGCACCCGGCUCCGACCUCCACGCGGCCUGCGGCUGGGCCACGGCGGCGCUCUCGGCGCGCGACAUUGGCGCCAACAUGCUGCAGCCCGUCGGCGCCUACAACCUCAACGCGCAGGCCAUGGACGCCACCGUCGACCUCAUCCGGGGUGUCUACGCGCGCGGCGUCAACGUCCAGGAGAUCUACGUCGACACCAUCGGCCCGCCCGCCACCUACCAAGCCAAGCUGCAGCGCAUCUUCCCCACCGCCAAGGUCACGGUCGCGAAAAAGGCCGACAGCCUGUACGCCUGCGUCAGCGCCGCCUCUGUCUGCGCCAAGGUGACACGCGACGUCGCUCUCGAGACCCUGUACGAGGACCGCAAGGACCCGGCAGACCACCAGGGGGACGAGGAUGACGGCGCCCCGGCCUGGGGUUCCGGGUAUCCCUCGGACGGGCGCUGCACCGGCUGGAUGCGCGGGAACCUGCAUCCCGUCUUCGGCUGGGGCCCCGAGUGCCGCUUCAGCUGGGGCACCGCCAAGGACAUGCUCGAGGCCAAGGGCAACGGCGUCAAAGUGGAGUGGCCGGUCGAUGACGAUGGCGAGACGAGUCGAGUGACUGACUUUUUUGUCUCGGGCGACCAGGACACGAAUGAGCUCGGGCACUGGUUUGGUACGCCGGCUGGCUUAGAGGCUUUUUAA